Molecule: messenger RNA, 1857 nt
Organism: Entrophospora sp. SA101
Lineage: Eukaryota; Fungi; Glomeromycota; Glomeromycetes; Entrophosporales; Entrophosporaceae
Source: the annotation of a GenBank genome assembly
AUGAUUUCACAUGAUUUAAUUAAAAAUAUUAGAUAUCAAUCAACAUCAACUUCAUCUUUAUCAAUAAACACCGAUAACAAUCAUGUUCAUCAUAUUCAUCAUGAUGAAGACCUUCAACUUUUACCACCCUUACAAAAUUUCAUACAACGUCUAGUAACAAGAUCAAGCGUUUCAACUGCUACCUUUUUAACCACUAUAAUUUAUCUGGAUCGUUUAAAAAAGAAAUUGCCUAAACUCGCUAGAGGCAUGCAUUGCACUCGUCAUCGAGUAUUUUUAGCUAUUUUAAUAGUUGCAUCAAAAUAUUUAAAUGAUUCAUCUCCAAGAAAUAAAUAUUGGGCAAGGUUCUCAAGUGUCUAUUCCGUCAAUAAAGUUAAUUUAAUGGAGAGACAAUUGCUUACUUUGUUAGACUAUGAUCUUAGAGUAACAGAGGCUGAGUUAUUAUUACACUUGAGUCCAUUCUUGAAAUCGCCUUCUCUCUCAACAUCAUAUAAUAAUAACAGUACCGAUCAAUUUGGCAGAAGACUUUCCUCAACUUCUACAUGUUCAUCAUCCUCCACCUCUUCCAUAACAACUCCUACAUCUGUUCCAACAGCGUUUCAAAAUAAUAAGGACGCUUCACGGGAUAUUCAUAUUCAUACACCAAAUAUACUAAAAAAACCAAAGAUUGUAUCAAAAGACCCUGUGAAAUGGUACAGGAACACACGAGAAAUCUUACUUGCUGUUAAAUCCAAUUUUCUUUUAAUAUUCUUACCUCCUGCUAUCAUAAUGAAAAGAUUUGAUGUAAAUGACAAUAUAUUGCUUUUCUUUAAUUUCUUGGCUAUCAUUCCAUUAUCAAAAAUUAUGACAACCGGCAUUGAUGAUCUUUCAGCCAGAUUUCAUCCUUCAUAUGGUGCAAUUCUUCAUGCGUUUGCCGGAAAUUUUGUCGAAUUGGUGAUUUCAUGCUAUGCAUUAUUGGAUAAACAAUAUUCAAUUGUUCGUUCUUCUGUACUUGGUGCAAUUUUAUGUAACAUAUUAUUGGUUCUUGGUGUUGUAUUUUUGGCAGGAUCUUGGCCAAGAAAAAAGUCCAAGAGAGAGUCUAUGAAUGCUCAUUUAAGCACACAACUUUUUGUAUCCACUAGUGCAUCUACCUUGGCUCUUGCUGUUCUUGCACUUGUCACUCCUGCCGCAUUCAAAAUUGCUGCUCCUGUGGGCACGGGCAUUGAAUGUGAUUUACAGAAUAUUAGUCAUGCUAUUGCUAUCAUUUUAUUAUUUGUCUAUGCUGCUCUUUUAAUAUUUCAAUUGAAAACUCAUGUUACGUCUACCAUUUCUAUGGAUGAAGUUCACUACAGAGAAGCAAAAUAUUUCCUUCUCUUUGACGUUUUCUUCUCUAUAACUGGUAUUGUUGUAUGUGCAAGAUACCUAGUGACAAGUAUUGAACACAUGGCUCAUAGUUUUCGACUUGGAAAUGGAUUUAUCGGAAUGGUUCUUUUACCUUUGUGUGAAGCUUCUGAAGAUAAAAUUGAUACUGCCGUCGGUUUAAUUCUUAAUACAUCUCAAAUCGCUCUUUUGGUUGCUCCUGUUCUUGUGCUUUUUGGUUGGAUUACAUCAAGACCUUUGACAUUGGAUUUUAAUACUCUUGAAAUUUGUGUACUUGCGUGCGCUGUUCUAAUUGUCAAUUAUUUAGUAGCUGAUGGUAAAGCAAAUUGGUUAGAAGGAUACAUGUUGAUUGUUUCUUAUGUUAUCAUUGCUGUUGCUUUCUUUUAUUUCCCAAAUAUACCAGAACUCAAAGAAGCUGAUAUAUUGAAAUGUAAUCCAUUCAGCAGAAAUUUACCUCCAGAUGAUUUUGGUUUAACUGAUGGAAAUAAAACAAAUAGAUAA